Messenger RNA from Salvia miltiorrhiza (redroot sage), 1418 nucleotides. RefSeq lists its product as uncharacterized. The record is from RefSeq and is a predicted model, not a curated record. Bases 211 to 1230 code for a protein of 339 amino acids. The transcript has 9 exons. Lineage: Eukaryota; Viridiplantae; Streptophyta; Magnoliopsida; Lamiales; Lamiaceae.
UUAUUUCUUUAUUCUUAAAAAAAAUUUCAAAUAAGACAAUUCCUUAUCCUGAUAUUUGAGGACCUCUAAAAUACACUUGUGGCUACCGUAUAUCCAUACACACACUAUUAAACCCCAAAACCAAAAAAAUAGAAGAAACAUAAAAACGAAAAAGAAUAAAUUAAAAUUAAAUAAAUAAAAAAAGAAAAGAAAAGACGGCAGCAGAAAAACAUGCUCGCGAAGGAAUCGUCGAGGUUCGAUCUUCCCGAGGAAUUGCUGGAGGUUUUGCCCCUCGAUCCAUUCGAGCAGCUCGAUGUGGCCCGCAAAAUCACCUCCAUUGCCCUCUCCACGCGCGUCGACUCCCUCGAAUCGGAGGUGUCGGAGCUCCGCCACCACCUCGCCGACCGCGACAACAUCAUCGCCGGCUUGGAGUCGCAGCUCCAGUCGCUCGACGCCUCCUUCGCCGACGCUUCCGAUAAGCUCGCCGCUGCUCAGCAGGAGAAGGAAAGCUUGUUAAAGGAGAAUGCGCAGCUGAGCAACACUGUGAAGAAGCUGAACAGGGAUGUAACCAAGUUGGAAGCCUUCAGAAAGACGUUGAUGCGGUCUCUUCAAGAUGAUGAAGACAACCCCGCAAGUGGUCCUAAGGCUAAUGUGACAAAUCCGCCAAGCAAUCCCGAGGAUGAUUCUGAUUUACAGCCUAACCCAACUACAUCCAUCCAAAGCCAAUUCUCCGAUGCUGGAAUUUCAAAUUCUGUCGAUGCUGAUGCUGAAGCCGCGAGGGCUCGUGCACCAUAUAGCUACUUACUAGCAUCACAGAAUAGCACGCCUCGUCUCACACCUCCAGGUUCCCCUCCGAGUCUGUCUGCCUCUGUAUCUCCGUCUAGGACGCCCAAACCAGUGUCUCCGAGGAGACAGAGACACUCAAUUGCUAUUACAUCAACAAGAGGCCUUUACGAGGAUAGGUCUUCUGUGUUCUCUUCUUUGCCUCCAAGCCAGUUCAGUUCAAUGUCAAGCAUGGAGUCGGGAUCACAAACAGGGAAAACGCGUGUUGAUGGAAAAGAAUUCUUUCGCCAAGUCAGGUCCCGCCUGUCGUACGAGCAGUUCAGCGCGUUUCUUGCAAACGUGAAGGAACUCAACUCCCACAAGCAAACAAAAGAGGAAACCUUAAGGAAGGCGGACGAAAUCUUUGGCCCCGAUAAUAAGGACCUCUACGCCAUCUUUGAGGGGCUAAUCACUCGUAACGUGCAGUGAAUACAACGAGCUUUUAAUUUCGUGUAACACCUUCGAGAUCUUAGCUUCUCUCUCAAGAUUGUAGAUUUUGAAAGUUUAUGUUGUAAAGUAAGUUUAUGCCGCAUACAUAGCCAUUGUAAAUGUAUGUUUUGUAUCUAACCACAAAUGUUCCUCAAUAUUCAAUAAAUAAUUGGCUUCUGGUUUUGGUA